AUGAAUACUGCUAUUAGAAAACGACAACGACAAAGGAAAGAUUAUAUCUACCGCAGAGCAGUAACCCUUCGAGAUGCCGAGAUAGCAGAAAAACGAUCAAAGCUUCGAGCAUCAUUAGCUUCUGGCAAGCCUCUUGACCCUUCGAUCGCAAACGACAAGAAGCUACGGGAGGACUACAAGUACGAUGAAUCCAAAGCAGAUUUGAGCGCAAACGACGCCCUAGAUUUGGAUGAUGAAUACGCUCAAUUAUCUGGGAUCGUAGACCCUCGAGUACUCGUCACAACCUCGCGAGACCCCUCAACAAGACUGUCUUCAUUUGCAAAGGAAAUCCGAUUGCUUCUCCCAACAUCCAUACGACUCAACAGAGGAAAUCUUAUCCUACCCAACCUCGUUUCCUCCGCACAAGCAUCAGGUCUUUCAGAUAUCGUCCUGCUGCACGAGCACAGAGGUGUUCCAACGGCCCUGACAUUAUCCCACUUCCCUCACGGUCCGACAGUCUCCUUCUCCCUUCACAACGUCGUCCUCCGCCACGAUAUCCCAAACAGCUCGCGAGGCACAGUCAGCGAAUCCUAUCCACACCUGAUCUUUGAAGGCUUCACAUCCAAGCUCGGUCUGCGCAUGGUCCGGAUCCUGAAGCACAUCUUCCCACCUCGGGAAGCCAUCACCAACAAAACGAAAGUCGGAAGCAGAGUCGUGACGUUCAAGAACAUCGAGGAUAGUAUUGAAGUCCGCCAUCAUGUUUUCGUAAGAACCGGAUACCAGAGUGUGGAGUUGGCAGAGGUUGGACCGCGAAUGACAAUGCGCUGUUUCGAGAUCAGAGGGGGAACGCUGGAAAAUAAGGAUGGUGAUGUUGAGUGGCGCUUGAACCAGUACACAAGAACGAGCCGAAAGAAAGAUUACUUGUGA
Messenger RNA from Cadophora gregata, 906 nucleotides. RefSeq names its product snoRNA-binding rRNA-processing protein imp4 (gene IMP4). Gene Ontology annotation, biological process: rRNA processing. Gene Ontology annotation, cellular component: nucleolus; Mpp10 complex; small-subunit processome. The record is from RefSeq and is a predicted model, not a curated record. Gene Ontology annotation, molecular function: snoRNA binding; rRNA primary transcript binding. Lineage: Eukaryota; Fungi; Ascomycota; Leotiomycetes; Helotiales; Ploettnerulaceae. The transcript has 2 exons. The coding region runs from base 1 to 906 and encodes 301 amino acids.